AGCCUUGUGAAAUAAGUUUCCUUCCGAUUGUUUUUCUGAUGCAAACAUAGAAGUGACGGAUGUCGCUUUUUGCUUGCAAGUCACCAGAAAGAGGAAAUCAAAACAAAAAGAUGAUCUCCUAAUUGCUGACGAUGAACACACUGGAAUUAUUUGUUUUGAUCCUUCUGCUUUGCUAUGAAGGCAUCGGUGGACAGCCAGUUGUCUUUUCCAGCGAAGGGGGCGUGGCCAUCCUGCCCUGCUACCAGCCCUCAUGCCCCGACUCUGACCUCAAGUGGCUCUACAGCAAACACGGCGCUAGGACCUUCCUGGAGGUGGACAGAGGCAAGGUGGUGUUAACCGAGCCCAGGUCUCGACGUCUCAGCUUGGAGAACAGCUGCUCGCUGGUGGUCAACAAUGUGACGAGGGAGGACGCGGGCUAUUACACGUGUCGGACGCAUAAGGACAGCAGCCUGUUCUUGGCUGUUUUGACGCUGUCAUCUCCUGGGGGCGCCGAUCCGAGCAGAGACGGUCACGUGACCCUCAAGUGCACCCUGACCAACUACGACAGACAAUGUCCUGAGAAGAGUCUUCACUGGGUGGACGAGGGAGGCUCCCAGUUGCGUCCAGAAGGCGGAGCUGGACACGAGUUCAUCCAGGAGCUGAAUUGCGAGUCGCACAUCAAAGUGAAGCGUCAGCCAGGUCACGACAGGAAGUACAUAUGUCAGUAUGGAGAGAACGACGUCAAGAUCCAGGCCGAGAUCACGCUGGCCUUCACGGGGCUUCAACCUAGAGCUCCACCCCCUGAGCACAUCCGGCUAAUCAUCAUCACCGCUGCUGCAGUUGGAGCCUUGGUGCUGCUGCUGGUCGUCGUAGUCGUGGUCGGGGCUAAAAAUAGGCAAAGGAGACAAGUGAUGAAGGAUAUGCCAAAACAUGAUGAGAGCAAGGUGACCUACGACAGUGUCACUUACGACAAGAAAAGCUCCGCCCACAAGGUGACAGACUCACAAGGGGAGUGGUCGUGUGUGCAGGACGCAUUAGAAGACGACGCAGAGAGCACAGGAGUGACGUACGCUACUGUUAGCCACAAACAGCAGAAAGCCAGCUCUGAGGUCAAGCGGGAGGAGGAGGAGGUGACCUAUGCUGCCAUCAGGAAGACGGCGAGCACCAAACCAGACGAUGAUGGCAGCACAUAGAAAGAGGAAAUGAGUCAUGUUAUGUAAAAGUUUAGGACCGCCCCCAUGUUCCCGCACAGUGAUCCAUGACCUUUAAACCUAUUUAUUAUUGACGAGAACAAACUUUGAUCACACUUUGGAUGAUGAAAAACUUGCCUAAGAGGAUCUUUGAACUGUAUGUGAUGCCGUUAUGGCUGACAAUUCAGCAGAAAGUAUUAAAUGUUACAGUGAUUAUGUUGGUGGAGCUUCAAACUUGUAUUAUUUGCUACUGUCCUUAAAGAAAAUACAGUAAACCCUAAUUUAUCCAUGUUAAUUGGUUCCGGGUCUAACUGUGAUAAAUUUGUUUCCACUAAGUAGAAAUUAUUACCUAUAAAACUAAUAUUUUCAUUGCUAGAUCAUAAAAAGAAAACUUGGUUAUCAUUAUGAGUCUUUUAGACAUUAAAUAACACCCUUUAGUCACCUUUACACUCAUUUAAUACAAAAUAGUCAUGCUACUUGAGGCUGAGCCAAUCAGUGGCCACGAAAAUGAACAGCGCGCUCUGAUUAUUUUUGGUCUCAUCUCGUGGCCAAUGCUACUAAGCUCAUCUGGUAGAUGGGGUGAAGCAACAAUACAGGUGGAAUCAACAAUAUUCAUAAACCUUGUGUCCACACCAAGAAGACCUGGACUGCAUUGUUGCUUCAUUUCCUUUAAGGUGUUGUUUUUAUUUUGGUCAUUAAUCAUUAGGGUCAUCCUGAGGCGAUAUUAAUAUCGGCCUAAUAUCAGCAAAAACAAGUAUCUAUCAGAUGAUAUCAACUUGCAUCUAAAAUCUCCCAUACAAGCAGUCUUGCAGCGUGUUGACUUGUGCAAAGCUGGACAGAUAUAUAUACCACUUCACUUCACAAGCCCAAAUCUAUGAUUAGGAUAGUGUUUUUCAUACUUACUAUUGUUCUCUAAGUAAUGUCACCUAAUUAAAACGUUUCUAAAUUUCCACACUAAAAAAAUAAUAAAAGAAUGUAUGAUUCCUGCUGAUUGGAUAAUAUCGGUAUUGGCCAAUACUCUAGGCUCCAAUGUCAAAUGAAGAAUCAUUUUAAUCGUUACCAGUUUGUAGAUGUUUCCAUAUUUUUGAAUUUUUUAAUAUUGGUGUAAAUUUACAUUGUUUUGUAUAACUUUUUUUUUUUUUUAUUGUAUUGUACAACCAGAACGACUAUUGUAUCUGUGUCAGGGGUUCAAAACCUAGCCGAGUCAUUACAAAGGGAAGCAUUGAUGGAAAUAUCAUCUUUAUUCACAAUAAUUUACAAUUCGAUUAAAAUGUUUAAAUGUACAA
This is a messenger RNA of Nerophis lumbriciformis (worm pipefish), 2455 nucleotides long. RefSeq lists its product as uncharacterized. Gene Ontology annotation, cellular component: external side of plasma membrane; membrane raft. Gene Ontology annotation, biological process: interleukin-15-mediated signaling pathway; T cell activation; positive regulation of ERK1 and ERK2 cascade. The record is from RefSeq and is a predicted model, not a curated record. NCBI's taxonomy places the organism in Eukaryota, Metazoa, Chordata, Actinopteri, Syngnathiformes, Syngnathidae. Gene Ontology annotation, molecular function: MHC class II protein binding; protein tyrosine kinase binding.